Messenger RNA from Anneissia japonica, 3222 nucleotides. Its product is annotated as kelch repeat and BTB domain-containing protein 2-like. Lineage: Eukaryota; Metazoa; Echinodermata; Crinoidea; Comatulida; Comatulidae. The transcript is spliced from 3 exons. The record is from RefSeq and is a predicted model, not a curated record. The coding region runs from base 226 to 2391 and encodes 721 amino acids. Gene Ontology annotation, molecular function: protein binding.
AGCAGAGGUCAUAGGUCAUUAUAAAUUUGUCCAACAACCCGGCCCCUGAUAGAAUAUUCUGAUUUCAUGGUUUCAUUUUCAUCAAAGCUGUUAUAUACUCUUUGUUUUCAUCCAUAAUAAAAACAUACUGUGUAGAAAGUUGUAAAGAAAUGUUAUAUGAGUUUGCUGAAAUAUCCUGAUUUUUAUCUGUAUCCAACAUUUGAAACUCCAUCCUAACAUGUUAGGAUGCCAGGAAACAAUACAUGUGCAACACAGUCAUUCAGUAGUUACAGAAAGCUUGUCAUCAAGAACACUUCAGAGGACCAUGUUAGAAUUCUUACUAAGCUUUACGAAGCACAGAAAAGUGACUUCUUGACCGAUGUUACUAUUGUAGUUGAUGAGUGCGCAAUUUCCUGCCAUGCACAAGUUCUUUCAUCUGCCUCGGGUUAUGUGAGAAACAUUCUUCAACAUGGAAACAUACAAAAUUCAGAAAUUCCAUUACAAGGAAUUUCGAAGAUCACACUAACUCGUAUUUUGGAGUACAUCUAUACUGGACGUUUGCUUCUCACUCGAUGGUAUGCCAAAGAUCUCCUAGAGAGGGCCAUAUUUUUACAGCUUCCAGAACUGGUUCAAGUAUCAAGAGACUUCCUCAAAUCCUCUGCUACAUCUCACGAAAAGAUCAUUGACCAUUCUAGCAUUAUAUAUCAUAGAAUCGUGCAAACCUUCAAAAAACUGUGGAAUGAUUCUGCAACAACUGAUGUGGUUGUGACCUCCAACUCCACUGAUUACUUUUGCCAUCGUUUAGUCUUAUCUGUACGAAGUGACUAUUUCUAUGCUAUGUUUGGAUCAAAUAUGGAGGAAAAUUGCAAAAGAUGUGCUAAACUUGAUCAGAUAGAUCCAUUAACCCUUGGAAAAACAAUAGCUUACCUCUACUAUCAAAAUGUUGUGAUUGAAGCAGAGGAAUUAUUUGAUUUGAUGGAAGUGGCUGACAUGUUGCAAAUGCAAAACCUCUGUAUAGACAUUUCGAAAAGUGUGAUGAAAGAAAUUACUGUAGAGAAUAGCAUCGCUGUCUUUAUGUUCUCAAGCCUUUUUCAUGUUUACCGCCCUCUAUGUGAAGCAACAAAGAAAUACAUCCAGCAAAAUUUCUUGCCAGUCAGUGAGCAUGAAAACUUUUUAUAUGUGACAGAUGUCAAUUUGAUUGAUAUUGUAUCAACAUCAAACAUUCUUCUACAUUCACCCAUUGUGCUUCUCAAGGCCCUGAACAGAUGGUAUAAACAUGACUUAAAGAACAGGACUAAUCUGGUAUCUAACGUCCUUAAAGUUUUGAAAACACAUCUAAAUCCAUCUAGCUACAGUGGCCUAGAUCUGUCAUGUAACUAUGGACCAGAGAUUCAAAUGCAUCUGUCUGGAGUGAAGUUUUACAGGCAGUUAUCACCAUUACAACGAUUGAGACCUGCCCUUAAUGUUUCUGCAAAUGGAUCAGAAAAAUUGGCACAGAAUGAAACAAUUGUGAUGUUUGUAUGGACUCCUUCCGCCGAGAACGUUGCCAAUGAUAAUAGCAACGCAGCACCUGCAAUGCAGCGACUUCAUACGUGCUGCUUUCAUCCAGAUUCCAACUCUAAUUUUGGAUCAUGGUUUGACUACGACAGCCUCCAGAUAGUCCCUUCCCAGAAGGAUUCAACCUAUUCAAUGUGGACAUCAUUAGCAAGCCUUGGAAACGGAACAUUGCUUGCUGUCACGCAGCAAAGACAGUUGCUUGUCAUUGAGCUUAGCACUAAUUCUGCUAGAUCUAUCCCACCACCUUGCAUCCUCAAAAGCUAUUGCCAAGUUGUAAGUUUAGACAACCAUGCCUAUCUACUUGUCAUUGAUGACACUGGUUAUGGAUCACUUUUUGGCUAUGACCAUGAAUUGGAAUCAUGGAAGAAUCUGAGUCCACCACCGUCAAAAAUCUCCAUGAGUUACCGCCCCAUAUUUGCUGAGUGCAUUGGAAAGAUCUUUCUAAUUGAAGAAUUUUGCGAACAGGUUUACGAACCUACUCUUGAUUUGUGGAGUACAAGAAAACACACAAGCAUACCUUCCUUCCAAAAACUACGAGACAUGAGAGCAGUGCCCUUUAAUGAGUUCCUGAUACUUAGCAAUUGGAAUAACUUCUAUUUCUAUGAUACAUUCACUGGUUUCUGGGCUAAGGGCAACAGUGAUUACCAAGGAAUCCCCUUAAAGUGCAGAGGCAGUUUGUUCUCAAUUUUACCUGACUUUUUGACAGGGUUAUUGACAGUUAAACAUAUUCCAAGUAUUUCUGCAUCCAAGGAACAACUGUCCAUAUCCUCCAAGAACCUGUCAAAUCAUAUAAUUGGAAUACAGUGUGUUGCUGUUCCAGCUGUUGCUAUAACCAAAGACCUAAUUUCAGUUUAAUUGAUGGAAAUAGCUUUUACAUUGUAUAAGCUUGUUUUUAUAAUCACAGAAUAUGAUCAAAAUUUUAGAAACAAAAACAAAUUGUAUAAAAUUUUCUUGAGCAAUACAGGAAGUGCUUAUUAUUUUUUUUGCAUAUAAACAGUAAUAACAACAAAAACACAUUUUCAGAAACAAAUUAACUAAUUUAAUCAGAAUAUCAUGUAGGAAAUGCUAUAAAUCACAAUUUGAUAAUAAAAACGACAAAAAUAGAAAAUAUGGCAAACUAUUAAUUCUAGCUCUCGACAGAAAUACAAAUCCAAAAUUUCCCUCUCGCAUAUUAAAGAAUAAUACCAGAAUUACUGAUGAAUUCCAAAUUUCAACUGAAUUCAAUAUAUAUUUUGUCAAAACUGGGCAUAAACUCUCCCAAUCAAUUAGAUCAUCCGAGGCCAAUUUUCAACAUAUAUUAAUCCGCCUAACAACCAUUCAAUGUUCCUUACACCUGUAACAGACAAGGAUAUAAUUGACAUAACAGACAAUUUCAAAAAAUAAUAAAAGUCCCGGACAUGAUGACAUUCACCCUAAUGUUAUCAAGAAAAUAUCUCCUUUUAUUUGUAAACCUUUAUCUCAUAUUUUCAAUAUCUCCUUUAAAUCUGGAAAAUUUCCUAAUGCUCUAAAAGUAGCAAAAAUCAUACCAAUCUAUAAAAAAAUGACCCUCAUCAAUUAAACAGCUAUAGGCCAAUUGCAAUACUCCCAUGUUUUUCAAAAUUACUUGAAAAAUUAACUCGUUUAGAAUUGUUUUCGCACAGCACAUUCCCCUGAUCUUGCACUUCUCCAAUUUAAAAAAAAUAUACA